AUGGCCCACAGCCAGUCUCGGAAGCGAUCACGAAGCAGGAGCAAAAGCAAUUCUCGGAGCAGACAGGAGAGGAAGGAGAAGAAAAGGAGGAAAAGCAGCAAGGACUCACCCAAGGACACAAGUCAAGCUCAAGCUGCUCCACUCAACUUCUUAUGUAUUGCAGAAAAGAAGAAGGAAAGAAAGGCCAAAAAGAAGAGGAAGGCAAGUACCUCUUCCUCUGAGACAGCGUCUUCGUCCUCUGGCUCCUCCUCAUCUUCCUCUUCCUCUAGCUCCUCUUCUGAUGACUCCAGUGACAGCGACUCCAAAACAAAGAAGAGGCGACACGGCAAAAAAAAGCGAGAGAAACAGAAAGACAAAAAGAAGAAGAAGAAGAGAAUAAAGAAGAAAUCAAAAAAGAAGUCAAAGGAAAGGGCUAAGGAGGAGAAAGCCAAGGAAGAAGCAGUGCCCGGCCCUUCGCUGGAGCAGUGGCAGAAGGAGUCACUGGUGGACUCCGGACCAGUUUUGACAGACGAACAGAAAUCCCGAAUCCAGGCUAUGAAGCCAAUGACAAAGGAAGAAUGGGACGCGAGGCAGAGUGUCAUAAGGAGAGUUGUGGAUCCCGAAACGGGGAGAACAAGGCUUAUUAAGGGAGACGGAGAAGUACUAGAAGAAAUCGUCAGCAAGGAGAGACACAAGGAGAUUAACAAGCAAGCCACUCGGGGGGACGGGCUGGCCUUCCAGGUGAGGACAGGGAUGCUGCAGUGA
Tauraco erythrolophus (red-crested turaco) is the source of this 744-nucleotide messenger RNA. The record is from RefSeq and is a predicted model, not a curated record. Lineage: Eukaryota; Metazoa; Chordata; Aves; Musophagiformes; Musophagidae.